ACUGAGAAUAUGUUAUUACUCUGAUGGGGACAGUCAGACAAGCCUUUUCUGAGAUAUAACCAACCAUCGAUAUACCGAUACACCGAGACACAAGGACGGCAUCACGGCAUCACUGUCUCCUGAAUACACUGUGAACAGCGCUGAUUUGGAAGAAUCGUGAUCAAGGUAUUUUUAUCAAUAGAAGGUGUGGUGUGUUUGACCCAUAAUGACCCAAAAUGACUCUGACGUCUGGUUCGGGGAGUCUUCAGGUUCAGGAAUGUCUUCACCUCUUUCCCUGCUGGACCAAUCAGAUCCCACGGCCAUGCCUGAGGCCUCUCCUCUCAGCCUAUGGGGAGUGGCACUGUGCGUAUCGGGAACUCUCAUCGUGUCCGAAAACGCCAUCGUAGUGGCUGCCAUCUUGGCUACGCCUUCUCUCCGCGCUCCUGUCUUCCUACUCCUCGCCAGCCUGGCAUUAGCCGACCUGCUGGCGGGCGUGGCCUUGAUCCUCCACUUCCUGUUCCUGUUUUGUGUGGAGCCCACGGAUUGGUCGGAGCUGAUGACGUCAGGGUUGCUGGCGACAUCACUGACGGCCUCACUCCUCAGCCUGAUGGGCGUGGCCCUGGAUCGAUACCUGUCUCUAAGCAAAGCCCUCACCUACGGCUCCCGCCACUCGCGCCGCUGCGCCGCUGGUCUUCUGGCACUCGUCUGGCUGGGGUCUUGUCUGAUUGGCUCGGGUCCGGUGCUGGGGUGGCACUGCCUCAAUGACAUCACAUCCUGUUCCGUUGCGCGACCUCUGACCCGGACAUACCUGUCGUUGCUCUGCGGCGGCUUCCUUCUGGUCGUCAUGGUCACGCUGCAGCUGUACACCGGGAUCUGCCGUGUCGCAAGGAGGCACGCCCACGCCAUCGCCACGCAGAGACACUUCCUGCCUGACGACCAAUCGUAUGCCAGCAAGCACGGGGGCCGGGGUAAGGGACUCUCUCGGCUGUUGUUAGUCCUCGGGGUGUUCGUCAGCUGCUGGACGCCCUUCGCCCUCUACGGUUUGCUGGGCGACGCAUCAAGCUCGCCCCUGUAUACGUACGCUACGUUAGUGCCGGCUGCGGGAAACUCUCUGCUCAACCCUCUGCUGUAUAGCCUGAGGAACAGAGACAUACGACUGGUGCUGCUGCACGCCUGCUGUCCUCACAGACACAACACACACAGGCCUGUUGAUGUGUAGGAUGGACGGACACACACACACACACAGCUACAUUGACUGCCCCAUAUACGUGAAAAAUCAAUAGAGAACAUCAUCAUCACUUGCACUUCAGAUAAGAAGCAAUGAGAAUGUACUGUUCCAGAAGACAGCCAUCUUGGAAUCAGCUGGAAUCAAAUGUGACGUACUGUAUCAUCUUAACAUGUGCCUCAUCCUCACCUAACAUGUCGACCAUCCAGUCUGAUGCAAUCACAGAGGUCCAACGUAAUUCAUCUGGAUCCAACAUACAUGCUUUAGGAGCACGGGACAGUGGGUCUAUACAAUGAUGCUAUUAUAAGAUACUAUAUUAUAAGCCUUUGGAUGGUUUGUUGGGACUAUAUACUAUGCUGCUGUCGGUGAACUCCAGAACACUUAGAAAGGGCACUGUCAAAAGGCACUGUGACUAUCUCUGAAAAGGUUUCAGUUUGCACAAUGUUGUUUUUUAUAAAAUGUACAAAUGUUGUCUUUUUCUACUUCAAAAAUAAAAGCAAAUUUAUUUUGUAUGCAAAAACUGAA
This is a messenger RNA of Oncorhynchus masou masou (cherry salmon), 1729 nucleotides long. RefSeq names its product G-protein coupled receptor 3-like. The coding region runs from base 206 to 1198 and encodes 330 amino acids. The transcript has 2 exons. NCBI's taxonomy places the organism in Eukaryota, Metazoa, Chordata, Actinopteri, Salmoniformes, Salmonidae. Gene Ontology annotation, cellular component: cytoplasm; plasma membrane. The record is from RefSeq and is a predicted model, not a curated record. Gene Ontology annotation, biological process: regulation of metabolic process; adenylate cyclase-activating G protein-coupled receptor signaling pathway. Gene Ontology annotation, molecular function: G protein-coupled receptor activity.